CGCUAAUAAGUUCACAAAUAUGUCAGAUGGGAACGACGGCGCUAAACGUGUAAGCAACGUGACGAACCUAGCAAAACCUAAUCAUCAGUUUCCUCAAUGAGUGAUACAGAACAGCCUGAAACCGAGGCUCCCGUCCCUGACGCCGCCGCAUGGCCAGAGAAUGGCGGCCAGUGGAGCGACGGAGAGACGGACGCGAUGGAAGAAUCUGGCCUCCUGCAAGAAAUGGUCGAGGAAGACGAAUCAAUUGACAUCUACAACGAAGAAACAUUUGGAGCGGAUGCGGAGAUGGAAGGGGGUGACAUUCUCGGCAGAUCUAUCGAGAACGACGCCCCAGCCCCAGCCGCAGCGGAAACGCCACCUCCACCCAAGCCUCCUUCCUCCCCUGCACCACCCUCUUCCCCUCCUCCUCCUCCUCCUCCACCUCCUCCUCCUCCUCCCCCCGGUCCUCCAUACCCACCCCGGGCGGCUCCCCGGGCGUCUCCCCCAUACACCCAGCCCACCUCCAGCCCCAUGCCCCGAGUCCAGCCGCGCUCUCCUGGGGGGGCGGUGUGGGCGCGGGGCCGCGGUCGAGGUGGCCAGAGGGGGGGUCGGGGGCAGAUCUUCGAAGACCCCGCGGUGGUGAAGAGCAUCAGGCUGCGGCCCAGCCUCAAGGUGAGAACAGGGCACAGGGCACAGGGCACAGCCUCAAGGUGA
Messenger RNA from Sardina pilchardus (European sardine), 693 nucleotides. Its product is annotated as formin-like protein 2. NCBI's taxonomy places the organism in Eukaryota, Metazoa, Chordata, Actinopteri, Clupeiformes, Clupeidae. The coding region runs from base 97 to 693 and encodes 198 amino acids. The transcript is spliced from 3 exons. The record is from RefSeq and is a predicted model, not a curated record.